Messenger RNA from Drosophila subpulchrella, 1181 nucleotides. RefSeq names its product WW domain-binding protein 4. Gene Ontology annotation, cellular component: nucleus; precatalytic spliceosome. Gene Ontology annotation, molecular function: zinc ion binding; protein binding; RNA binding. Bases 90 to 1106 code for a protein of 338 amino acids. Gene Ontology annotation, biological process: mRNA splicing, via spliceosome. The record is from RefSeq and is a predicted model, not a curated record. Lineage: Eukaryota; Metazoa; Arthropoda; Insecta; Diptera; Drosophilidae. The transcript is spliced from 4 exons.
GGCAACUCCGUCAUAUUGUUUAUAUUUACAAUUGCGUGCAAUUUUAAUAUUAUUUCCACCAAAUCGUUCAAUUUACCCAACAAAUCAACAUGACGGAGUUCUGGAAAUCCAACGAGCGGAAAUUCUGCGAUUUUUGCAAAUGCUGGCUGAGCGACAACAAGGCGAGCGUCGCCUUCCACGAGAGUGGCAAGCGGCACAAGCUGAAUGUGGCCAAAAGGAUCACGGACAUCAGUCGCAGCAGCGAGAAAUCAGAGCGGGAGCGCCAGAAAAUGGACGCGGAUAUCCGGAAAAUGGAGGAGGCGGCCAUGAGGUCAUACGCCCAGGAUGUGCAUUCCCGUGGGGACAUGACCGCGAGGUCCAUCAACACGGUGAUGAGGGCCACCGCCUCCUCCUCCUCUUCCGGUGGCGGGACCUCCUCCGCUGGAAGAUCCCGCCAAGUAGACCCCAUGCGCCUCGAGGGACUCUCCGAUGAUGAAGAGGACCAAAGGCGCGUGGCUCCUGGCAAGGUGGCCGCUGAAGCAGCCGCGCCGGAAGCCUCCCUUUGGGUGGAGGGCAAGUCGGACGAGGGACACACCUACUACUGGAACGUCAAGACCAACGAAUCCGUUUGGAAGCCCCCCAAGGAGGGCUAUCUGUCCUACGAGGAGUACGAGCGCAUUAACCAGCUGGCCAUCGAUCAGCAGGAGAUCUCCCAGGCCCAGGAGUCCCUCAAGUUUCGUGCCAAUGCGGAUGAGGAGGUGGCGCGGGUGAAUCGCGAGAAGAUGAAGGCCUUCCGGAAGCCAGACAAUCCCAAGGAGAAGAAGCAAAAGGAGGAGCGGCGCCAGACGUUCAAAACGGAGGAGGAGGCGGCCACCAAGGAGAUCGGCCAGUGGCAGACAGUGGUGGUCAAAGCACCUGAGCAACCCAUUGACUGGCAGCUGCCCCAAACGGAUUACUACACUGCUGCCCCCGUGAUUUCAACUCCUAGUGAGCCCGAACCUCCGGCCAAGCGAUUCAAGGAGAAGACGAUAGGCGGUCUGGAUGCGGAGACAGCCGCCAGUGCACCUGCCACGUUCAAAAGGAAGUUUGUUAAGAAGGGAAAUAGCCGCCAACGCGUGGAUGAUUAGGUACUUAAUGCAGUUUAUAUAUGUUACCAACUAAGUAACAAAGUUAGAUAUUAAAAUUAGUAAGGCUUUUGCAUA